Messenger RNA from Plutella xylostella (diamondback moth), 793 nucleotides. RefSeq names its product sodium channel protein Nach. Gene Ontology annotation, biological process: sodium ion transmembrane transport. NCBI's taxonomy places the organism in Eukaryota, Metazoa, Arthropoda, Insecta, Lepidoptera, Plutellidae. Gene Ontology annotation, molecular function: ligand-gated sodium channel activity. The record is from RefSeq and is a predicted model, not a curated record. Gene Ontology annotation, cellular component: plasma membrane.
CGAACAGGCAAACGCAGAGUGGGUCACCCUCAUGCCCGCUGAACCGACGACCUUAGGCGGGUAGACGGUAGUGGCUGGAUGAGGACUGCUAAGAACCCAAUGUUGUAUCACGCUCCUAGGGAGAGGCCUAUGUCCAGCAGUGGCUUAUUAUUGGCUGAUGAUGAUGACUUCACAUGCCUCCAGAUGCCUCUGGUUCGCGCUGACAGCCGGCGCGUUCUAUGGCGCGGUCUACUGCGGUCUGGCGCAGCUGUCUCGCUACACCAAGGAGCCAGUCGUGGUCUCCAUGCAGAGGGACUUCCGGAGCUGGUGGACCACCUUCCCGGCCGUUACCGCCUGCUUCAUGGAUAGGCUGGAGGUGGACAAGGCGAAGGAGGUCAUUGAGGAAAACUGGAACAUAACCGAAGAGUCCAACCCGGACAAGUACCAGUAUUACCUGACCUUCAUCGAGCUCAUAGCCGACGUGUCGUUCCGGACCAACUUGCAGCAGUUCUGGAAGUACCAGGACGACGAGACGCUGGCCAGCCUGGACCUGCUGAAGCUGGCUCUGAGCGUGCACCCCACCUUCCCGCUCAAUGUCAUGGUCUCUAAGAUUGAUAAGGAGGUCCAAUGGGUGCCCGUAAUGACAGAGAUGGGCAUAUGCAUGACGUUCAACUCGGAGUACUCGGAGUUCCAGUUCCUGAUGCAGAACGUGGACUGGACGGAGGAGGACCUGCUGCGGUGUCACUACCACAGCGGCCAGUGCUAUGUCCGGGUGGAUUCCGUUAAUAAUCCUGUUAGGGUGAGAGGCCGUUAA